Leptopilina heterotoma is the source of this 2294-nucleotide messenger RNA. RefSeq lists its product as uncharacterized. The transcript has 8 exons. The record is from RefSeq and is a predicted model, not a curated record. Gene Ontology annotation, molecular function: protein binding. Bases 253 to 1581 code for a protein of 442 amino acids. Gene Ontology annotation, cellular component: SCF ubiquitin ligase complex. Gene Ontology annotation, biological process: SCF-dependent proteasomal ubiquitin-dependent protein catabolic process. NCBI's taxonomy places the organism in Eukaryota, Metazoa, Arthropoda, Insecta, Hymenoptera, Figitidae.
UAAUGGUUUUUGACAGAUGUCAAGUACUGCUUUACUUCUUUUGUUGAUUGUUAUUUUGUUCUCAAGAAUUUUCUUCUCUAAAAACUAUUCUUGAGAUUUCUUUUUCAAGUAUAGACUUUUUUUUGAUUUAGAAAAUUUUAAAUUAUCUCUUUUAAAAUGUUAAUAUAAAGUAUGAGUGCAUAAAGUUAGUGAAAAGUUUACUUCUUAAUAAUUUUCUACUUUCACUGUUUUACUUAAAAGAAUAACAAUACAAUGAAAGUAAAACGGUGCAAAUCCUUAUCACCUGAACCAUCAAGCAGCACAAAUACAAAACGUGCGAGAAGAGAUGAGGAUGAGGAAGAAAAUGGGCGCUCAAUCAAACCCAGUCUAUUACAUCUUUCCGAUGAUGUUUUACUCAUGAUUAUUAAAUCUCUUGAUCCUUUUGAUAUAUUGAAUUUAAGCAAAUGUUGUCAUCGAUUGGAUCAAGUUACGCAAGACAGGACUUUGUGGUCUGUUAUGGAUUAUCGGGCAAAAUCGAUGACUGUCACUGAUUUAGAGAAAUAUAUUAAAUUUUUUCAACCAUCGGUUAAAACUUUUGCCAUACGCGGAAAUACGGAAGGAAAACGUUAUUCGGAAUUUACCAAACAUUUUCUCACGACCCUCUUGAAAACUUGCACGCAACUUAAGGAGCUGUUAAUUGAGGAUUGUUAUAUCAAUGGAACGGAAAUACAAAUUCCACAUUUGCCAUCAGGUUUAGAGAAACUGUCCUUAAAAGGUUGCGAUUUGUAUCAAAUGGAAUUAAAACAAUCUUACUUCUUUGGAGUUCAUGAACAUAUGCCUCAUCUAACGAGCUUAAUAUUGAGCAAUUGUGAAUGGUUUGCACCUCAUUCUCUAAUGGUCAUUAGUAAAUUACCAAAACUCAAGGAACUCAGACUGGAUUCAUGUUACAGCCUUGGAGAAUGUUUUGCUUACACUAGUCUUGCGGCGAGAUAUGGAUUUAAAGCUUUAGAAAUAUUAGAUUUACGAAAUACGGUGAUUGGAGAUAGUGAAAUUGCCUGUUUCAACUGCACGGAAACUUUAACGCAUCUAUAUUUAGAGUGUCCUACUAAUAUAAGAAAUCGACAAAGAGGCAGUAAUAGUGAUCGAGAUGGAGAACGUACUCCUCAGGAACAGGCCGAAAGACCCACGGGAAGAUCACGUAUUUUAAUUCAAGUCGUUCAUGAAAAUCGAAUGGUGCCUCAAGUUGAGGUAGUACAUGCAGACAAUUAUAAUUGGGAUGAAAUGGAACGUUUUUUAGUCACGGAUAGAACGGUUUGCUCUUUAGGUAAUUACGUGUGUGAACGCAGGAUCGUUGACAACGCCAGGGGAGGCAUAUUUCGCAUUGAAGAAGAAAGUCGAAUUUGCAAUAAUCCUAAUUUAAGAAUAUUGGUAGUAAGAAAUUAUCGUCAAGUGACGGAUCGAAGUCUCCAUCAUUUAUCUGUAAGUAAAUCGAAUUUGGAGUAUGUCGACGUAACCGGCACAUCAGUGACACGAGAGGGCGUUGAAAUGUUCAAAACUCAAAAACCUGAUGUUGAAAUUGUUUCGUCAUUUGAUGAUUUAUAAUUCGUCUUUUUGAAGAAAUACUCAUUAGAAUGAAACAUCGAGAGGAUGUCAUUCCAAUAAGCAAGACACAAAAUAAAUAAUUGUGCCGCGUGUAUGUAUUUAAAAUUGAAGCUUGAAGAAACAUAUUUCUCGUAAUUAUACGGUGACAGUGAAAAAUGUACUUUUACUAUAUUGUGUUGUAUUUAAGCAGAUCUUAUACACCUUGGAUAUUUCUUUAAUGGAAAAAUUAAUAUCACAGGACAAAUGCGCACUGCAUGUCCAGCAAACUCAAUUUGGAGUCUUUUUUUGUAAAUAAAGAAUCAGCGAAUGCGUUAAAAAAAAGGCCAAGAAAAAUGUAUCAAAAUAAUUAUACAAUUUUUUUAAACUAGCUUUUUCUUUGUAAAAUAUAAUUUUCAAGUAGGAAAAUUAUUUAAUUCUUUUUUACUAUGUUAAAGGUACUUUAGAAUUUUUAAUCCGCUAAACUAUUUCACGUAUAUUCUUAUAUUAUUUUCUUUUCUAAAAAGUGUAAAUUUUAGUUUUAUUUAUUUUAGUUAAUUAACAUGCCAUUAAAUAUUAUUUUCAAUAAUUUAUAAACCAAUGCAGGGAGUCUACUAACCCGGAAAUCCAGGAAAUAGCCGGAAUUUUAAUUUGACCGGAAAAACCGGGAAUAAACCAGAAAUUUUUUCACCAAAUUAAAAAAAGUUUUAUUAUUUUAAUUUGGUUUUGAAAAAUCG